AUGUCUAUCGCUACGCUUGACACCACGCAACAUCCUAAUCUCCCUGCUUCCGCACCAACUCUCUUCAACGCCAAAGCCAAGAAGCAGCUGACCUUUGAACAAAUAGCUCAGGAGAUUGGCCGCAAUGAAGUAGCAGCAGCAGCGAUUUUUUAUGGCCAGGCCAAGCCUUCGCCAGAGGAUAUUCAGAAGCUAUCUUCACUUCUUGAGAUUGAUCAGCAGAUCCUCGAGUCGCAGAUGGGCGGAUUUCCUGACCGAGGCCGUACUGUGGAAAUGCCACCCAAGGAGCCCCUCAUCUACCGGCUGUAUGAGAUUGUUCAAAAUUAUGGAUACGCAUAUAAGGCUGUAUUGAAUGAGAAGUUCGGUGACGGUAUUAUGAGUGCGAUUUCUUUUUCGACAAAGGUCGAGAAGGAGACAGACAAGGAUGGUAACAACUGGGCUGUCAUCACUUUACGUGGUAAAUGGUACGCUUAUUUCACUCUUCGCCGCAGUCUUCUUCACUCAUCUGUGAAACAGGUUACCCUUCACUCGCUUCUAGGCAGCGUAUUUCUCCUCUCAAGCAUUUCUGGCUCCGGCUGGAUAGACUAG
Endocarpon pusillum Z07020 is the source of this 585-nucleotide messenger RNA. Its product is annotated as Cyanate hydratase. The transcript is spliced from 2 exons. Lineage: Eukaryota; Fungi; Ascomycota; Eurotiomycetes; Verrucariales; Verrucariaceae. The coding region runs from base 1 to 585 and encodes 194 amino acids. Gene Ontology annotation, molecular function: cyanate hydratase activity; DNA binding. The record is from RefSeq and is a predicted model, not a curated record.